GUCAAACGGCCCGCCCUGACGUUGUUCAUUGAAGAAGAAGGACGGUCGGCUCACGGUCCUUACAAGAAAUUCGAUCAUGGCGACUAAACUGACCAAGCUUUUUGUCGGAGGGCUAAAUGUUGAAACAACAGAAGAUGGAGUACGCAAGUAUUUUGAACAGUAUGGAACGCUCAACGAAUGCGUUGUGGUCAUGAACCAGCAACUCGGUCGCUCCCGCUGUUUCGGCUUCAUCACCUACUCCACACCGGAGGAGGCCGACGCAGCAAUGGCGGCUAACCCACAUGUCGUCGAAGGCAACGACGUGGAACUGAAAAGGGCCAUAUCACGAGAGGAUGCUAACAACCCGGAUAUCCUCGCAAAUGUAAGGAAGAUUUUCGUAGGCGGCGUGAAAGACCACAUCGAGGCGGACAACCUGACCGAGUACUUCUCCCAGUUCGGCGUGGUGGAGAAGGCCGAGAUCAUCUCUGACAAGCAGACGGGCAGGAAGCGAGGCUUCGGCUUUGUCUACUUCGAGGACACCGACUCCGCCACCAAAGCGGUGCUGACAAAGUAUCACACUAUCAACGGGAACAAGGUGGAAGUGAAGAAAGCUCUGACCAAGCAGGAGAUGUCCACCGGUAGCCGAGGAGGAAGGGGUCGAGGAAGAGGGAUGUCUAACUAUGGCGGCGGAAGAGGAGGUGGCGGCUACGGAGGAGGCUACGGCGGCAAUUACGGAGGCGGCUGCGGCUAUGGUUAUGGCGGGGGCUACAACGGUGGUGGAGGAGGAUACGGUGGAUAUGGGGGAUACGACGAUUACGAUAACCAGAUGGGGGGUGGAUACAGUAAUGGUGACUUUGGGGACGGCUACGGACACCAGCACUCCAAUUAUGGUGCAGUGAAGGGGGGCAACUAUUCCUACAGGAGCGGGGCUCCAUACAACAGAGGCGGCGGCGGCGGUGGUUACGGCAGGGGUGGCGGAUACAGCGGCGGCUAUUAGUGGCUCCCUAAAGUUUUGAGAUUUUCAUGGGGAAAUUGUGAUUACAGUGAACUUGAAUUUACACGCGCGCGCACACAUACACAUACAUACAGACACACACACACACACACAAGCCCAGUUGGGGUGAGGGGUCAGAUAAAGGGAGCAGUACCCAUCACCCACAAAAGAAUGAAUGAGACUGUCCUCUGGAUCCUGGCUCCCCUGGACCCCAUCUGUCCUCUUAUUCCACACAUUCUGUACUUUACUACUAAGAACGGUGAAUUAUUGAAUUGUACUUUUAUUUUGGACUCAUACUUGCUUUGAACCAUUUGUAAAGCCGUAAUCAAUGUCAGUCACUGCUUCUCAACUAAGAAUUGAGUUUGUUUGUCUUGCAAACCAGCCAGAUGUGUCUGUUAUUUUUGCAUCAUGAACUCAGGGUUUUAAGUGAAGUUGGUGGCAGUGUCGGGCAGCAUUGGGACUCGAUUGCUUGAGUUUCUUGAUCUUAAACUUAAACGCACGUGACAAAGGUUUUUUUUGUUUGUUUGUUUUUGGUUUUGGGUUUGUUUUGUUUUUAUUAGACAUGUCAUGAACUGUUUUGUCACAUGUAAAAUACUUUUUCCACGUUUCCCGUCCCAUUACAGGCUUUUGUUUAGAUUAAAACUGUUUGAAAUCCAUGUGUUCGGUUCACCCCUAUGUUUAUUCUGCUUAUAUUAAAGUUUUUAAUGUUUUGAAAA
This is a messenger RNA of Chelmon rostratus (copperband butterflyfish), 1689 nucleotides long. Its product is annotated as heterogeneous nuclear ribonucleoprotein A0-like. Gene Ontology annotation, molecular function: RNA binding. The transcript has a single exon. The coding region runs from base 77 to 976 and encodes 299 amino acids. Lineage: Eukaryota; Metazoa; Chordata; Actinopteri; Chaetodontiformes; Chaetodontidae. The record is from RefSeq and is a predicted model, not a curated record.